This is a messenger RNA of Aspergillus steynii IBT 23096, 855 nucleotides long. RefSeq lists its product as uncharacterized. The annotation marks the transcript as partial. The transcript is spliced from 2 exons. Gene Ontology annotation, molecular function: 5'-3' DNA helicase activity. The record is from RefSeq and is a predicted model, not a curated record. NCBI's taxonomy places the organism in Eukaryota, Fungi, Ascomycota, Eurotiomycetes, Eurotiales, Aspergillaceae.
CAGAUCUUCUUGUGCACCAACCAGGUUGUUGACACACACCUUGUGAGGAAUUUCGGAAACAAGCUGGAUGACAAAAAACACAAGUCGAGGGGAAUCAUAGUUAUUGCCGAUGAAGACGGUCAGUGUCUCGAACCAGAGGCGUGGAUCCCUGUCGCAGUCUUGAAGCGGUUUGCGGAUAUCAAAGCAAUGGUCAGAUUUGGCGACCGCCAUCAACUUUCCCCCGUCGUCGUCAGCCACAAAGAAGAGUGCUAUAAUGAGUUCGCCUCCCAGCUCUCAAGGUCUCUACUAGAUCGGACGCUCCGGAAGCUGGUGAACGGACCAGGCACGAAGGAGAUAGAAAUUCCUGCCCAGUUCGACAAAGCGCUUGUGUCCUGGAUAAGAAACAUGCAUCCGGAAUUUGACUUCCGAGGGUUCACUCGGCGCUUGGUGGGCGUCCACGCCCCUGGCGAAUGCUGCAUUGACGACGUGUCUCGAUCCCGCUACAAUGAUUCGACAUUGCGUGCUGUGAUGUCUCUAGUUGAAAUGAUUCUAAAAGACGGUCCCAUAGACACCUGGACUUUUUCCAUCAUUGUCCCCUACGCCGCCCAACGCACGAGAUAUAUCAAGCAACUUGGCAAGUUAUAUGCGGCUUUGAAAAUGGAUUUCGAGCAUCGGCCCAAAGUGUUAACCAUCGACUCCGCACAAGGACACGAGAGCGAUGUGGUCAUCAUUGACUGGACAAUCUCAUCGAGUGACACACUGUUUGACAUUGGUUUUGUCACCGAUAAUCGUCGGACGAACGUGGCGCUGACACGAGCUCGCAGCUGUCUUGUCUCCGUCGGGAAUUCCGACCUGGCAUCUGGAAAUCUGUCUAAU